AUGAGCAUGCAGCAAAGCAUAAAUCUCUCCCCGACGGACCUCGGCGGUCAAAGGGAGAACCACAGGAACUAUGUUUUUGUUGAUGAACACAACCGACACAAAAGGCUCAAGGUUAUGCGAGCAUGCGAAGGAUGUCGACGCCGAAAAAUUAAAUGCGAUGCUGCUACAACGAAUACAUGGCCUUGCUCAGCUUGUGUACGCUUGAAACUUCACUGCGUUCCGCCCAUGGUACAUGCGAGCGGCGAAGAAGACCUUAUGCAACAUGCCUCGGGGCAUAUCGUAAGGAAGACAAGCAGGACAACUGUCCCCGGAUAUCACAGUAGAGACGGAAACACCGCCUUUCGAACACUUUCACCCUCUGAACACCAUGGACCAUCGCAUAGACCAUCGAAUACGCUCGCGUAUCCGGGAAUCACAGGUGGGGAGGUUGUAGAACCACUUCAUUUUCAAGCUCCUGUUUACCAGACACAGCCCGUGAUGAGGCAGCAAGACCAAUGGGCGGCCGAGAGCGACUAUGCAUCUGCUGCCCAUGUCAGUGGAGUAUUGGGGCAGCUCAAAAUUGACGAUAGCGGUGUGGCAAACUACAUAUCGGCCCAAGGAAGAAGACUUGCGGAGACACCUGCAUAUGAACCAUGGACGGAGGAAAUUGAGCCGAAUCCGUCGUUUAUGCCUGGACAGCAUGAAUUUGCAGUCAAGAUAAGGCCUGAAGACAUGCCUACUGACGAUGAGGCUAUGGAAAUGUUUGGCAUAUUCUUUAACCACAUACACCCGUACAUACCGAUCGUCAAUAAGGCAGCAUUUUAUCGACAAUGGAGUGCAUCGCGUGACUCAAUAUCACCUUUACUUCUUGAAACAAUCUUUGCAUGUGCUGGCAGAUUGACAACAGAUCCAGCAAAGGGACUCAAGUGGAUAAGCAUGGCAACAAGACAUGUUGACUGUUUUUUCGAUGUACCGCGGCUUAGUACGGUUCAAGCUUUGUUGCUUCUGCUCAAAGCAAGAGAAUCUGCGCCGCAAAGAGGUUAUUUCUUCCGCUCCUGGAUGAGCGUAGUCAGUAUAAUAGCGAUGGCUCGUGAUCUCGGCCUUGAUAGACACAGUGAUUUGCAUAAGCAUGGAGUAGGAUGCGGAGAGAGCCCCCUCGAUUGCAUGACGCGAACUCGUGUCUGGCAAGCAUGCUUCGUUUUCGAACUUAUGAUUUGCGCUCCGCAAGGCCGUGACAUUAUGCAGAUCAGUCCUGAAAGCAUUGAUCUCACCACACCACUUGGCUCACCAGAUUUGGAUGAGAAUGAAGUAACUAUAUAUCGCAACUUUAUAUACUUUGUGUGGCUUAUCAAGAAUAUUCGUCGGAUGAAUGAUGUGCAUGCAAAGCUUAAGGCUACACCAAACUGGAGGAAUGACCCUCAAUUCUUAGAUUCCGGACCAAGCCUGGAUACCUGGGCUUAUGAGCUCCCACCGAAUCUUCAUGUGGUGGUAGUCACUGAUCUUAGUCACCCUGGUCCUCAGAUCGACUCCCACUUCACAGGAAAUCUUCAGAUUUAUUAUCAUUUAGCUCGGAUAAUGCUCCAUCGUCCCGCGCUGGCCUUCGGAAAGACUUUCUCUUUGGGUGGAGAGUGGAAGACACACAUGAUGAUAUGUACGAACGCAGCGAAAUCUAUGCUUAGAUUGGAAGAAACAGUCUUUGAGCAGUAUGGGAUGCUGGGGUUACAAUGCAUGCUCCGGGGUGUCAAUUUCACCAUAUAUGCUUUGCUCACUUGUGCUAUGAUACAUCUGAUCGCGGCCACGUGCCCGGACCCAGAAUUCAACUCAGAUGCGAAAGAUUAUUUCACGAGAACAAUGAGGAUCUUAGAAAACUGCAUUGAUAGCUCGGCCUCAUCUGAGGUUAAAGGUCAAAUUGAGACUUUGCGUCAAGCUUUUUCACUCGACCUAAGUCGACCUUUUGUUUUGAAUCCAAAUUUUCCUUUUUACCCAGGCGUUUCAGCAGCAGUUGAUCCAAGUAUCACUCGAGCUUACACUCAAGGGGAAAGCCCACACUCGACCCUUACAGCCGGUGGCCCAGCGAAUUAUUCGCAUCCUUUGUCUCCACCACAUUCCACAGGCGACGGCGAGUCAAAAGGGGAAUCCCCGGCAGCUGUCCAGUCAUUAGUGAUGUUAGCAGCAGGUCAAGGAACUCAGAACCCCCCCGCGAUCGUAGACAACAUGGGGUGGAAUCCUUCUAGACUAUUCGAUAAUUGGAAUACUGCGUUUGGGAUAAAUGGUUCCGUGUCAGCUAUACCUUCUGGUAUAGCCGGACAUCAUCAUGAAAGUGGGUUGGUUGAUCCGCUUGGCGGUGGGCGUCCACCUUCAUCAAGCUCCUAUGUGCCUACAACUGUAGGGGUUUCGCACUCAUUCGUGUCCCCUGGUAUGUGGCAAGAUUCUGUAGCUGCGGCCGCCGUUUUCAGCGAUUCAAACAAACGACCGUUCCCGUUUGGCGGGGAAACUGUAUGGAACACUCCAGGACCGUCGCAAGACCGACCUGAGACUGUACCACCAUCGACAGCCCUGCGGUCAGAGGCCGGCCGAAGAAGUCGUUAA
Messenger RNA from Morchella importuna, 2568 nucleotides. RefSeq lists its product as uncharacterized. The coding region runs from base 1 to 2568 and encodes 855 amino acids. The transcript is spliced from 9 exons. Gene Ontology annotation, molecular function: DNA-binding transcription factor activity, RNA polymerase II-specific; zinc ion binding; DNA binding. Lineage: Eukaryota; Fungi; Ascomycota; Pezizomycetes; Pezizales; Morchellaceae. Gene Ontology annotation, biological process: regulation of DNA-templated transcription; DNA-templated transcription. The record is from RefSeq and is a predicted model, not a curated record.